Messenger RNA from Eriocheir sinensis (Chinese mitten crab), 725 nucleotides. RefSeq names its product follistatin-like. NCBI's taxonomy places the organism in Eukaryota, Metazoa, Arthropoda, Malacostraca, Decapoda, Varunidae. The transcript is spliced from 3 exons. Gene Ontology annotation, molecular function: extracellular matrix binding; collagen binding; protein binding. The annotation marks the transcript as partial. The record is from RefSeq and is a predicted model, not a curated record. Gene Ontology annotation, biological process: anatomical structure development.
CCACGUGUGCGGGGGUGCGGUGCGGCGAGGACAGGAAGUGCGUGGUGCGGUGUGGCGCCCCCCGUUGUGUGUGCUCACCGCAAUGCCACCUGAAGCACGAGGAAGCGGUGUGCGGCUCCGACAACCGCACCUACAAGAGCGAGUGCCACCUGCUGAAGCGCGCGUGCCGGAAGAAGCAGCGGCUCUCGGUGGCACACUACGGCCCCUGCCAGACGUGCGUUGGAGUGCGUUGCAGCGGCGGGAAGAAGUGCGUGAUGGACGAGCAGAUGACUCCGAGGUGUGUGAAAUGCCCCACGUCUUGCCCUCGCACCGACAGAGUGAGGCAUCUGUGCGGGGCGGACCAACGCACCUACUCCUCUCCCUGCCACCUCAAGCAAGCGUCCUGCAUUGCGGGCGCCGAGAUCCUGCGAGCGUACAAGGGGGCAUGCCAAGAGGGCGCCACCUGCAACACGGUGCGCUGCUGGCGUGGGCAGAAGUGCUUGACGCAGGAGGUGACGGAGCAGCCCCAGUGUACCUCCUGCGGCGCCCUGGACUCCUGCCUACCCUCCUCCCGCCCCGUCUGCGCCUCCGACGGCCGCGUGUACCCCUCCUGGUGCGCGUUUAAGCAUGAGGCGUGUCGCUCCGGCCGCGCCCUCACACCUACGCUCCACCUGCACUGCGCCGCGAGUGAGUACACCUGGACCUACCUUACCUUCCAUUGAUUGGUUUAUUGCUGAUUGGAUAGG